Messenger RNA from Panonychus citri (citrus red mite), 4002 nucleotides. RefSeq names its product protein diaphanous-like (gene dia). The coding region runs from base 841 to 3981 and encodes 1046 amino acids. The record is from RefSeq and is a predicted model, not a curated record. Gene Ontology annotation, molecular function: small GTPase binding; actin binding; microtubule binding. The transcript has 3 exons. Gene Ontology annotation, biological process: actin cytoskeleton organization; actin filament polymerization. NCBI's taxonomy places the organism in Eukaryota, Metazoa, Arthropoda, Arachnida, Trombidiformes, Tetranychidae. Gene Ontology annotation, cellular component: actin filament; cytoplasm.
CCCUCAGGCUAAAAAAGGAAAAUCUAGUAAUCACUAAUUAUAGAAGUGAAAAACAAUCAACCAUUACAAUCAAAUCUACAGUUUACAACUAACCGAUUGGUAUUCUGAUUCCUUAUUCAUUUAAAUUUCACUCAUUUUCAUUAAUUUUAACUCAUCCAAUCAAACAAUUAACUUAAUUAACUUUAAGAAAAAUCUAAACAAAAAUACAACAAUUCAUUUGAUUCAAUUUGAUUAUUAUCACAGAACAACAGUAAUUUACAUCCCGCGUUCAAUUGAAUUGAACUUCUACUUUUAGUUUCUUUUAUAAACAAUUGAUUGUAGCAAUUUAAUCUUAAUUACAAUUUGGUGGUGAAGAAAAUUAAUUGUUGGAUAUUCUUUCAUUGUUACCCAAUAGAUGGCGCUGAUUUCGAAUUUUUCUGGACUCGUUUUGGUAAAAAGAUCCAAAUAUCUGAUCCGAAAUGUUUCAUUAACGUUUAUUUUUUGUUAACCUUUUGUUUGGUUUUUAUUAUGAUUACAAUUAAAAUAAAUUGUUAUGUUUUAAUUAAUUUGACUUGUGUGAUUUACCUUUGUUCACAACUACCUGUUUAACCCGUUAGUCUCUGUCCCAUCGUUAAAGGAUCAACAGCACCGCCUUCACCUGUUGCCUAUGUGGUUUCCUUUGGCUUCUAAUAAUUUUACAUAAUAGUUUUUGUUUUUUUUUCUUUCUCUCCUUUUUUUCUGUUUUUUUUUCUUCUUCUUUUUCUCUUUCACUUUUUACAAUCUUUUUUAUCUUGUCUAUAUUUAUAUAUAAAUAUUCGCAUAGUUCCAUUAGUUAUUCAUCUGAGGGAUAACCAAGCGAAAAUGGAAACAAGAAAUAUGAUCCAAGUUCAGAGACUCACCGAGUCAAUGUCAAAAGAAGAAAUUUCGUCUAAAUUUGAAGAAAUGUUGAAUGAGAUGAAUCUCACCGAAGAGAAAAAGAAGCCCAUACGAAUAAUGUCCCUGGAAAAUAAGAAGAAUAUGUUAGAAAAUUAUUGGAAAUCUCGUUCAGACCAGAUAAAUAAAGAUCGUUCAAAAUUUGUCCAGCCCUUGGAUUAUAUCAACUAUAUCAUCAAUUCAAAUGAUUUCUCCAAAUUGUGCCAUCGAAUGGAAUCAUUAAGAGUCGAAUUAACCAAUAAUCCUGUUUCAUGGGUCCAAGAUUUCGGUGAUAAUAAUGGUUUAAGUGUUAUUGUUAUGAUUUUAAACAAAUGUUAUUCAACCAACGACAGACUCCGUCAUAAACUUCAACACGAAUGUAUCAAAUGUCUCAAAGCCUUUAUGAACAACACCGCUGGCCUUAAGCAAGCUUUCAACGAUAAAGAUGCCUUUACCCUCUUAGCGAGAUCAAUUGAUCCUUCAUUACCCAAUAUAAUCAUGGACACCGUUAAAUUAUUAGCCGCUGUUUGCCUUAUCCCUCCCAUAGGUUGUGAAAAAGUUUUAGAAGCAAUUACUCGAGCUGCUGAAUUACAAUUUGGUGAUUCAGAAGGAAGAUUUAAACCAUUAAUUGAUGGUCUACGAAUAAGUACCAAUGAUCCACUUCGAGCUUCUUGUUUACAAUUAAUUAACGCCAUACUCAGUAAUAUAGAUGACACCGAUUUUAGAUUACAUUUGCGAAAUGAGAUGAUGAGAAGUGGCCUAUGUGAUUUAUUGGAAACCCUGACAACAUCAUCCGAUAGAUCACCACUUUCAUCUGAAUUAAAUAUACAAAUUAAGGUUUUCAAUGAACACAAGGAUGAAGAUUUUGACGAAUUAACCUCCCGUUUUGAAGCUAUACGUUUCGAUUUAGAAGAUAUUGGUGAAUGUUUCCAAUUAAUUCAUAAUUCGAUUAAGCAAACACCCUCGGAACCAUAUUUACUCUCAAUGUUACAACAUUUACUUCUUAUUCGUGAUGAUCCUUAUGCACGACCCGCUUAUUACCGUUUAAUUGAAGAAUGUGUCUCACAAAUUGUUUUACAUAAAAGUGGCUGUGAUCCGGAUUUUAGAUAUGGUAAAAAGAUUAACAUUGAUGUUGAUUACGUGAUUGAACAUAUUGUUGAAAGAUCAAGAGCCGAGGAGGAAAAAAAUAAUAAUGAGCUGUGCCAAAAGUUGGAAGAAUCGUUAACAGCUAAACAAGAAUCUGAAGCGAAAGUAUUACAAUUGGAGACCAAAGUACAAGAUUACGAACAUCAGAUCAAAGACUUUAAAGCUCGAAUUCAAAAUCAAGCGAAUAACAAUAAUAACCUGGUCAGUAACGGCGAUAGAACGGAUAACAUUCCAUAUAAUUCGGGUACUACGAAUGGACCACCGCCACCACCUCCUCCUCCGCCACCGCCACCAGGAUCAGGAAUCCCACCACCACCACCGCCUCCUCCACCUCCGCCAGGGGGUUUUAAAGGAGGUAUUCCUCCACCACCACCAAUGCCUGGCUCAGGUCCACCACCACCUCCACCUAUGCCAGGAUUUGGCGGAGGUCCACCUCCUCCCCCACCACCUCCUUUCGGUGCUUUCAGACCAACCGGUCCAGUAUUACCUGCAGGUUUAAAGCCCAAAAAAGUAUAUAAACACGAAGUUCCUAUUAAACGAGCUAACUGGAGGAAAAUAACCCCAACCAAGAUAUCAGAGAAAUCAUUCUGGGUGUCAGCUGAUGAAGAUUUACUUGCCUCUGAGGAUAUAUUUGACGGGUUAACUUCCAGAUUCUCGGCUAAUCCUACAGUUUACUCGAAGAAGAUAAAAAAUGAUGAGGCGAUUGAAAAAUAUGGUACAAUUCGUAAAACCAAAGAGCUGAAAGUUUUAGACUCAAAAGCAGCUCAAAAUUUGAUGAUUUUAUUUGGUUCUAUUAAGAUGACAGCCGAAGAGAUCACUGGUCACAUUUUAAACAUGAGAGAAGAAUAUUUAACCGAUGCCAUUAUUCAACAAUUAAUCAAAUACAUGCCCACACCACAACAAUUAACCCGACUAGAAGAAUUUAGAAAUGAUUAUAAUAAUCUUCACGAAGCUGAACAAUUUGCCUUAACACUUGGAUCAAUAAAGAGAUUGGAAGCUCGUCUAAAAUCAACCUGUUUUAAGAUUAAAUUUAACGAACUUGUUCAAGAUAUUAAGCCUGACAUUGUCGCCGCUACUGCUGCUUGUGAGGAAGUGAGAAAAUCAAAAAGAUUUGCCACCAUAUUGAAAUUAAUUCUUCUGGUGGGUAAUUACAUGAACUCGGGUUCCCGCAAUGGUGAAGCUUUCGGCUUUGAGAUUAGUUUCCUUCCCAAACUUUCAUCGACCAAAGCACUGGACAAUAAGACCACCUUAUUACAUUAUCUAGUUGAAAUUGUCGAGAAAAAACAUGCCGACUGUUUAUAUUUCUAUGAAGAUUUACACCAUGUUGACCGAGCGGCUCGAGUCUCUGCCGAUCAGAUACAAAAAAAUCUCAACUCUAUGAAGAAAAGUAUCCACGAUGUGGAAGUUGACCUAAGGACAUUUAAACCUCACAGCGAAGAGGAUAAAUUUGGCUCUAAGAUGACCGAUUUUGUAACAGACGCUAAAAAGGCCUUUGAACUGUUACAAUCAAUGUUCAAUAAAAUGGAUCGAUUGUAUACCGAUUUGGGACAAUUUUACACCUUCGAACCUAAAACAUACACUUUAGAUGAAUUUUUCGGCGAUUUAAAGACAUUUAAAGAUGAAUUUAUCGCCUGUUACAAGGAGAAUGUACGUUUAAGGGAAGAAGAGGAAAAGAAAAGGCGUGCCAAAGAAGCGAAAAGUCGUGCGGAGAAAGAAAAAGCCGAAAGAUUGGCCAAAAAGAAACCACUUGUUGAUAUCGACAAAGAUCAGGAAGGUUUCAUGGAUAGUCUGAUAAAAACGCUGGAAACUGGAUCUGCUUUUGCUCAAAAAACAAGAAGACGACAACAAAGACCUGGAACGAUAGCUGAUCGUCGUGCAUUGCUCAAUAGAACCCGUUCACGAGGCUCACUGGAAAACACUAACACAAUUAGAGGCUAUGAUUGAUUGUGAACCAAAAAAAAACAA